Microthlaspi erraticum is the source of this 972-nucleotide messenger RNA. The record is from the annotation of a GenBank genome assembly. NCBI's taxonomy places the organism in Eukaryota, Viridiplantae, Streptophyta, Magnoliopsida, Brassicales, Brassicaceae.
AUGGAUUUCGUGGUUGGACUACCUGUUUCAAGGACUUUCGAUGCUAUCUGGGUGAUUGUGGAUCGGUUGACUAAGUCUGCACAUUUCUUGGCCAUCAAGAAGACAGAUGGAGCUGCUGUCUUGGCUAGGAAGUUUGUGCGAGAGAUUGUGAGGCUGCAUGGAGUGCCAGCUAGUAUUGUGUCAGACCGUGAUCCCAGAUUCACUUCAGAGUUUUGGAGGGCGUUUCAGGCAGAGAUGGGCACUAAGGUGCAUCUGAGUACAGCUUAUCAUCCGCAGACAGAUGGUCAGUCAGAGAGGACUAUUCAGACUUUGGAGGAUUUGCUGAGGAUGUGUGUGUUGGAUUGGGGUGGCCAUUGGGCAGAUCACCUAAGCUUAGUUGAGUUUGCAUACAACAACAGCUUUCAGGCGAGUAUUGGCAUGGCUCCAUUCGAGGCUUUGUAUGGGAGGCCAUGUAGGACACCCCUAUGCUGGACCCAAGUGGGGGAGCGCAGCAUGUAUGGAGCUACUUAUGUUCAGGAGACGACAGAGAAGGUUCGUGUUGUGAGGCUGAACAUGAAGGAGGCUCAGGAUAGGCAGAAGAGUUAUGCAGAUAGACGCAGACGAGAGCUUGAGUUUCAGGUUGGAGAUAGAGUUUAUCUCAAGAUGGCUAUGUUGAGGGGUCCUAACAGAUCCAUAGCAGAGAACAAGCUGAGUCCGCGAUUUAUGGGUUUUUCAUGUGUCGAUGCUGAGGAAGUGUCUUCACCUACAGAGGAGUUAGUGGCUAGGAUUCCAGAGGAUCUUCAGCCAGAUUUGACAGUGCCGGCAGUGCCUAUGAGGAUUUUAGAGAGGAGGGAAAAGGUUCUGAGGAACAAGAGGAUUCCCUUACUGAGGAUUUUGUGGGAUUGCAGUGGUUCUACAGAGGAGACUUGGGAGCCAGAGGCAAAGAUGAAGUUGAAGUUCAGGAAGUGGUUCGACAAGCAGGUCGAGGAGUGA